AUGGAUCGUUUGGAUCGUUUGGAUCGAUUCGACAUGGAACCUAUGUUCAAUGAUUCCGAAAUGGAGGCUUUCUUUGAAAAUCCCUUCCAAAACACGGCACGAAGAAUGAGCGGUCCACGGGUUGUGCCCGUUCAUCUUUUGGGUUCUGCGAGCAAUCUGGCUGCUCCACGUGGACCCGACGGUCGAGCCUCGGUCUCUCCAUCACCAGCUCGCAAAUUCGACUCUUUACCCCGUCAAAUGCCCUCACAUCAACAAAGACAACCGAGUCCACUUCCACCACAACCACCACAACAACAAACAUCGAAUUAUCAACAACAUCAACAACAUCAACAACACCAACAACAUCAACCACAACAACAGCCACAACAAUAUUAUCAAGAUCCACCAAAACCGACGGUUAAUGUCACUCCGAGCCCCGUUCAAACGCCAGUCAAACCUCCACAAACGAUCUUGCAAAAAAGAACCUCGGUGGAAGAUUUUGGCGAUCAACUCGUGAACAUGUUAGAUGAUGUGGAGAGACGAGUGGAACAGUUCAGAGAAACCGCCGCACAGCUUGAGGCCGAAAAAGAUACAAUUCUCGAGAUGUUGAACAAUGUGAAUCUGAAUACGGAAAUGCUUCGAUUGGGUGAAGGAGAACGAGAAGAUAUCAAUGCGAUCGCAAAUCGACUCUUGUUGAGAACGAAAACUGUUGAUAUUGUUGUGAACACGCCACGUAAUCCGGAACAGGCGAAAGCGCUCGAAUCGGUGAAUGGAUUGAUCGAGGGAGUGAUGGGCAAAUUGCAACAAGAUCUCUCCGAUGGAAAAGAGACUUGUCGUCGCUAUUUGAAUGCUUGUUCACCGGAUCAACCCGAAGGGCCGAUCGAUCAACGAUUCCAGGCACAGAUAAUCGAAUGCACUGCCGAUGAUCAGAAGAAAAUUCGGCGAAAGUUGGCUCAAAUGAUUCAACAAAUCGAGCGCACUGAGAGGACUUGUUUUCCACAAUAU
Mesorhabditis belari is the source of this 984-nucleotide messenger RNA. The record is from the annotation of a GenBank genome assembly. NCBI's taxonomy places the organism in Eukaryota, Metazoa, Nematoda, Chromadorea, Rhabditida, Rhabditidae.